This is a messenger RNA of Manis pentadactyla (Chinese pangolin), 650 nucleotides long. It is a transcript of the gene RPP21, whose product is annotated as ribonuclease P/MRP subunit p21. Gene Ontology annotation, biological process: tRNA processing. NCBI's taxonomy places the organism in Eukaryota, Metazoa, Chordata, Mammalia, Pholidota, Manidae. The coding region runs from base 49 to 603 and encodes 184 amino acids. Gene Ontology annotation, cellular component: nucleolar ribonuclease P complex. The transcript is spliced from 5 exons. The record is from RefSeq and is a predicted model, not a curated record.
GGUCUUUAAGGCCGCAGGGUGGCGCCAGAGGAGGGGAGGCUCUCGGGCAUGGGAACUACACUUCCCGGGAGGCCUUGCGCGGGCGCCUGGGCGGAGCCUGCGGACGAGCACGGCAGACGCAGGAGUGGUGCGAAACGGAUGGCUGGGCAGGUGAAGGACCGCGAGGCCUUCCAGAGGCUCAGCUUCCUGUACCAGGCCGCCCACUGCGUCCUUGCGCAGGACCCCGAGAACCAGGCGCUGGCGAGGUUUUAUUGCCACACGGAGAGGAUCAUCGCAAAGCGGCUUGUCUUGCGGCGGGACCCCUCUGUGAAGAGGACCCUCUGUCGUGGCUGCUCUUCCCUCCUCAUACCGGGCCUGACUUGCACGCAGCGCCAGAGACGUUGCAGGGGACAGCGCUGGACAGUACAGACCUGCCUAACAUGUCAGCGCAGCCAGCGGUUCCUCAAUGAUCCUGACCAUCAGCUCUGGGGAGACAGGCCUGAGGCCCAGCUGGCGAGCCAGGCAGAUAUCAAGCCACCACAGCCCCUGCCAAACACAGCCCACCCCAUUCCAGCCCACCUUCCUGAGGAGAAAGUGAAACCUCAGAGCUCUGGUCACCAGUAAUGGAUUUACCCUGUCUUCCAAAUAAAGUUCAGUUCUGGUUCACUUCG